This is a messenger RNA of Fusarium subglutinans, 474 nucleotides long. RefSeq lists its product as uncharacterized. The record is from RefSeq and is a predicted model, not a curated record. The transcript has a single exon. Lineage: Eukaryota; Fungi; Ascomycota; Sordariomycetes; Hypocreales; Nectriaceae. Bases 1 to 474 code for a protein of 157 amino acids.
AUGCUCUACACACAAGUCGCCCUCCUCGCUGCCGCAACCCUCGUCGCCGCCGAGGCAGCUCCCCAGCCCGAAAUCACCCAACCCGCCGUCCUCCCCCGCGACAUCAUCCCCGACGACAUCAAAUCCUGGGCCGAGAGCAAAGCCUCCGCCGCCGGCCAAGACGUCGACGACUGGGUCAAGAGCCACUACUCCGAAGCCGAGCAAUGGGCCUCCGACAAGGGCGGCGACGCCAAGACCUGGGCUGAAGGCCAGGCCUCUGAUGCUCGCGACAAGGGCUCCGAGAUUGCCUCCCGCGCCAGCACCGCUUUCGAUGGAAUCAGCUCCAAGGUUCGCACUGCUAUCGAUGAGGCGAGUGCUAGUGCCUCUGCGGCUGCGAACAACGACAAUGCUGCUGCUACUGUUGGCGGUGGACAGGCUGGUGUUGUUGCGUUUAUGGCGGCUGUUGGUGCUGCUGUCUUUGCCUUCAUGGCUUAA